UUAUUGUUGACACAGUGAGGGAGACGGGUGUGAAAGAUGGCGGCGUCCCGUCGCUCCUCUCAGCAUCACGGAGCGCUGCCGUCUCCUCCGCGUGGCGUCCUGCUCGGCUCCCCGCCGCCGGAGACUCCGUCGGUCACCCCGGAUUCGGCGGUUGGGAGUCCGGUGGAGAGUGGCGGCGCGGCGGCGGCGGCGGAGGUGGCGGAGGCGGCGGUGGUUCCCGCGGCCUCUCCCGGCCGCCCCGCUCCGGCUCUGGGCGCUCAGGGCGCCGGCGCUGCGGGGGAGGAGAGCUGCGGAGCCGGGGGAGCGUUCCGAGAGCUGUUCGAGGCCUGCCGGAACGGAGACGUGUCCCGGGUCAAGCGCCUGGUGGACUCGGUCAAUGUGAACGCUAAGGACGUGUCCGGCAGGAAGUCCACUCCGCUCCACUUCGCCGCAGGUUUUGGCCGUAAGGACGUGGUGGAACAUCUCCUGCGUACAGGAGCGAAUGUCCAUGCUCGUGACGAUGGCGGUCUCAUUCCGCUCCACAACGCGUGCUCGUUCGGUCACGCUGAGGUGGUCAGUGUGUUACUGUGUCAGGGGGCUGACCCCAACGCACGCGACAACUGGAACUACACACCACUGCACGAGGCGGCCAUCAAGGGCAAGAUAGACGUGUGUAUCGUCCUCCUCCAGCAUGGUGCUGACCCCAACAUCAGAAAUACUGACGGAAAAUCCGCUCUGGACCUAGCAGACCCUUCAGCCAAGACUGUGCUGACUGGUGAGUAUAAGAAGGAUGAGCUGUUGGAGGCUGCCAGGAGUGGAAAUGAAGAUAAGCUGAUGGCUCUUCUCACACCACUCAAUGUCAACUGUCAUGCCAGCGAUGGACGCAAGUCAACUUCCCAAAAAAUGCUGUCUACUCCACUGCACCUGGCCGCAGGUUAUAACCGCGUGCGCAUCGUCCAGCUGCUGCUGCAGUAUGGAGCAGACGUCCAUGCCAAGGACAAGGGUGGUCUGGUUCCUCUCCAUAAUGCCUGUUCAUAUGGUCACUAUGAGGUCACUGAGCUGCUGCUGAAGCACGGUGCGUGUGUGAACGCCAUGGACCUGUGGCAGUUCACCCCCCUGCACGAGGCGGCCAGUAAGAACCGAGGCGAGGUGUGUUCACUGCUGCUGAGUCACGGAGCCGAUCCCACUGUCCUCAACUGUCACGGCAAGAGCGCCAUCGAGCUCGCACACACACCUGAGCUCCGCGACAGACUCGCCUACGAGUUCAAAGGUCACUCACUGCUCCAGGCUGCCCGUGAAGCCGAUAUGGCAAAGGUGAAAAAGGUUCCACCGGAUAUCAUCAACUUCAAACACCCGCACUCUCAGGACACUGCACUGCACUGUGCUGUGGCAUCUCCUCAUCCCAAACGCAAACAGGUAACAGAGCUGCUGCUGCGCAAAGGAGCCAACAUCCAUGAGAAGAACAAAGAUUUCAUGACUGCGUUCCACAUGGCUGCAGAACGCGCUCAUAAUGAUGUGCUGGAGGUUCUGCAGAAACAUGGAGCAAAGGUGAAUGCAGUGGACACUCUGGGUCAGACCGCCCUGCACAGAGCCGCUCUGGCCGGUCACAUUCAGACCUGCAGGCUGUUGCUUGGCUACGGCGCUGACCCGUCAAUCAUCUCCCUCCAGGGGUUCACGGCUGCUCAGAUGGGCAACGAGGCCGUGCAGCAAAUACUCAGUGAGAACAUUCCUACACGAAACUCUGAUGCAGACUAUCGCUUCCUCGAGGCAGCCAAAGCAGGAGACCUCGACACGGUGAAGCAACUGUGCUCUCCUCAGAAUGUGAACUGUCGUGAUCUGGAAGGACGUCACUCCACUCCACUGCACUUUGCUGCUGGUUAUAACCGCGUGGCUGUGGUGGAGUAUUUACUGCAUCAUGGAGCUGACGUACACGCCAAGGACAAAGGGGGUCUGGUUCCUCUCCAUAAUGCCUGCUCAUACGGUCACUAUGAAGUAGCCGAGCUGUUAGUGCGUCAUGGAGCGUCGGUGAACGUAGCUGACCUGUGGAAGUUCACUCCACUGCAUGAAGCUGCAGCCAAGGGGAAAUACGAGAUCUGUAAACUGCUGCUCAAGCAUGGUGCUGACCCAUCAAAGAAGAACCGUGACGGUAAUGUGGCUCUGGACAUGGUGAAGGACGGAGAUACGGACAUCCAGGACCUCCUGCGCGGAGACGCCGCCCUGCUGGAUGCUGCGAAGAAGGGCUGCCUCGCCCGUGUCCAGAAACUGUGCACCAGCGAUAACAUCAACUGUAGAGACACACAGGGGAGGAACUCUACACCCUUACACCUCGCAGCUGGCUAUAAUAACCUGGAGGUAGCAGAGUACUUGUUGGAGCAUGGUGCAGAUGUUAACGCACAGGACAAAGGAGGUCUGAUCCCACUGCACAAUGCUGCCUCCUACGGGCAUGUGGACAUUGCGGCUCUGCUGAUCAAGUUCAACACGUGUGUGAAUGCGACAGAUAAGUGGGCGUUCACGCCGCUGCACGAGGCCGCUCAGAAAGGAAGGACACAGCUGUGUGCACUGCUGCUGGCCCACGGUGCCGAUCCUACCAUGAAGAACCAGGAGGGUCAGACUGCACUGGACUUAGCCACGGCGGAUGAUAUCCGUGCUCUGCUGAUGGAUGCCAUGCCUCCUGACUCUCUGCCCAGUUGUCUGAAACCUCAGGCCACGGUGCUGAGCACCAGUCUGAUCUCCCCCGCCUCCAGCAUCGACAACCUGAGUGAUGGGGCCACAGGGGGGGCCGAUGGGGCCACAGGGGGCGAACGCAAAGAAGGAGAGGUUGCUGUGCUGGAUAUGAACAUCACUCAGUUCCUGAAGAGUCUGGGCCUGGAACACCUCCGAGAUAUAUUUGAGCGUGAACAGAUCACUCUGGAUGUAUUGGCUGAUAUGGGACAUGAGGAGCUGAAGGAGAUCGGAAUAAAUGCCUACGGACACAGACACAAACUAAUCAAGGGCAUCGAGAGGCUGCUAGGGGGUCAGCAGGGUGCGAAUCCGUACCUAGCCUUCCACUGCACAUCACAGGGCACCCUGCUCAUCGACCUGCCUCCGGACGACAAGGAGUACCAGUCUGUGGAGGAGGAGAUGCAGAGCACGAUCCGUGAGCACAGAGACGGAGGAAACGCUGGAGGAGUUUUCAACAGAUACAUCAUCAUCAAGAUCCAGAAGGUGGUGAAUAAGAAGCUGCGUGAGCGUUACACACACCGUCAGAAGGAGAUCUCUGAUGAGAAUCAUAACCACCAGAACGAGCGCAUGCUGUUCCAUGGUUCUCCGUUCAUUAACGCCAUUAUCCAUAAAGGCUUUGAUGAGCGCCACGCCUACAUCGGCGGCAUGUUCGGGGCCGGAAUCUACUUUGCGGAAAACUCCUCCAAAAGUAACCAGUAUGUUUACGGAAUCGGAGGCGGGACGGGAUGCCCCACCCACAAAGACCGCUCCUGUUACGUCUGCCACAGGCAGAUGCUGUUCUGCAGGGUGACACUGGGGAAGUCGUUCCUGCAGUUCAGUGCGAUGAAGAUGGCUCAUGCUCCUCCUGCUCAUCACUCAGUGAUCGGGAGACCCAGUGUGAACGGCCUGGCCUACGCCGAGUACGUCAUCUACAGGGGAGAGCAGGCGUAUCCAGAGUAUCUCAUCACCUACCAGAUCGCAAAACCAGAGAGCAACACGCAGAACAGCAUAGGAGCACAACAGAAAUCAUAGUCUCUCUCCCACACCUCCCUCCCUCUCUCUCUCUCUCUCUCUCUCUCUCUCUCUCUCUCUCUCUCCCUCCCUCUCUCUCUCUCUCUCUCUCUCUCUCCCACACCUCCCUCCCUCUCUGUCUCUCUCUCCCUCUCUCUCUCUCCCUCUCUCUCUCUCUCUCUCUCUCUCUCUCCCUCUCUCUCUCUCUCUCUCUCCCUC
Hemibagrus wyckioides is the source of this 3909-nucleotide messenger RNA. It is a transcript of the gene tnksb, whose product is annotated as tankyrase, TRF1-interacting ankyrin-related ADP-ribose polymerase b. The transcript has 28 exons. Gene Ontology annotation, molecular function: NAD+ poly-ADP-ribosyltransferase activity; protein binding. Gene Ontology annotation, cellular component: nucleus; cytoplasm. The record is from RefSeq and is a predicted model, not a curated record. Lineage: Eukaryota; Metazoa; Chordata; Actinopteri; Siluriformes; Bagridae. Bases 37 to 3711 code for a protein of 1224 amino acids.